Saccostrea echinata is the source of this 1926-nucleotide messenger RNA. Its product is annotated as reticulocyte-binding protein homolog 2a-like. The transcript has 5 exons. The coding region runs from base 22 to 1914 and encodes 630 amino acids. The record is from RefSeq and is a predicted model, not a curated record. Lineage: Eukaryota; Metazoa; Mollusca; Bivalvia; Ostreida; Ostreidae.
AACGGAGAUGAGGAACCUAAAAUGGAUGCCCACAAAGAAGAAGGAACAGACAGAAGAACUGGGUGUACGGGAGACGAAAGAAAUUCAGCGGAAAAAGCAAUGUGUGACUCUAGUAUGCCAGGAAAAAGUCAAAAUCAGAUAGCGAGGCAAUACCAUGGGCCUCAUCGAAAUCCUGGACAAACAUCUGGAGGAGGGAUGCAAGAUAGAGCAGAAAUGAAGAUCGCAGGAACAUAUGAACAGUAUGACCAGAGGAACAGAGAACGGGGUAAGGCAGGAAGUGCUGAGAAUAAGAAAAAUGUAGAGGUCCAUAAAUAUGAAAGUAAAAAUCAUUCGGUCACUGUCGAAAACAAAGAGAAUGAAAUGGAACCAUAUCCAGAUUAUAUUGACCAUGACACUGAGAGUACGUCCAAGAAUAUGACUGAAGAAUGUGAGAAGGCCCUGAUUAGGAUAAAAGAAUUAGACGUGGAAAAUAAGGAGUUAACAGAAAAGCUAAAAAAAGAAAAAUCAGAAGUAGACAAUUUGAAAGAAGAAUUAAAACGAAGGGAAGAUGUGAAAAAUUCCAAUGAGAAAGAAACAGAGAUGCAAAAUCAAUGCAAUCAUUGCAAUAAAUACAAUGACAACUCACAAAAUGAAACCAAACACGAGGAACAUACAGAUAAGAGAGGCAGAUUGCAAUAUAAACAGGGGUCAAACAAUGAAGAAACUCAACAACAGAUAGAGAAAUUACGCACAGACUUGGAAAAAAUGAAAAAAGAGAAUGAUAGGAAAAUUCGAAAUUUAGAGGCUAAAUUACAAAAUGAAGAGCAAGUAAAAAGUAGCCUUGAAGCCCAGGUGAAAAAAAUAACAUUCGAAAAAAAUGAGGCACUCACAAGACUCAGUGAAAUAGCGGGUAGGCGACUAUUGGACAACAAUCCAUCCAUUGCAGACCUCAGCACAGAGAUACGACCAACCAAAAUCGGUGAAAACUUCAAGCAACUUUAUGAUAAUGAGUGGACUGAAGCAUUUGAAGAGUUAACAGAAGAAGGAAAAACAGAAGAGGAGUGUAUCAUAGAUCUUCUACUUAUUGUACAGGAUACUUUUACUUUUGCAAUGAAAGAAGCAAAAAAUUUUGAAUCCAGUUUGAUAUCAAUCGUCACAUCUUUUCCUGGGGAUGCAAGAAGCUCCAAGAAAAAUACCACAAAAGAUGAAGAGGAAUUAAUCAAACAACUUAAAAGAGUGUCCGCCGCCAGAACGAGUACUGCUGUGCAAGACAUGUAUUUAAGAAGAAUUGAGGUAAAGGAGAACAAAGGUGAAAGGUUAAAAAGUUAUGCUAUGAAGUGCAUGGAGCUGUGUUGGUAUAUGGCCGUACAGUCCCCGCCUAUGGUCAUUGUCUAUGCUGUGGAGUGUAAGGGACCCUUUGAUGAGAAAUAUUACACACGGUACACAGCCACGGGAGAUUUGUUUGAUUAUGUGGUUUGGCCCUGUACACUUCUGCAUGAAAAAGGUCCCAUUCUGGCGAAAGGAGUUGCUCAAGCAACCAAAGGUGAUAGAGAAGACUUCAAAAGAAAACGGGCACCUGCUGCGCCUAAACAAAAUACUGACGAACACUGCCUGUCUACAAAACCAGAUUCUCCUGGUAAAGAAGGGAUGUGCCAUGAAGAUAAUCCAAAAAUAAGAUACCAAAAGAGAGAUGAGAAAAACAAAAGCGAACAGAAAGUUCAUGAUAUUCAUAGUAAAACUGAAGAAUGUCGCUUUGGGCAAAGUGAUGGCUCAAAUAAACCCCAAAUGAAAAGUAAAAGCCUCUACGUGAAAUCCGGAACUAAUGAGGAAACAUCCGCUGGGGGACUACAUAAUGUAGCUCGAGGUCAGUCAAUAAAUAAAGAAACCGGACCUGAAGAUAAAAGAGGGAAGCAUGUGACUACAAUUAAAUUAUAAAAAAAAAAGAGA